CAUGAGGAGAGUUUCUACCACUCAUCUGACCAGAAAGGUCAAAAGAGUUUCUACCACUCAUCUGGCCAGAAAGGUCAAAAGAGUUUCUACCACUCAUCUGACCAGAAAGGGCAAGUGGGUUUCUACCACUCAUCUGACCAGAAAGGGCAAGUGGGUUUCUACCACUCAUCUGGCCAGAAAGGGCAAGUGAGUUUCUACCACUCAUCUGACCAGAAAGGUCAAGUGGGUUUCUACCACUCAUCUGGCCAGAAAGGGCAAGUGAGUUUCUACCACUCAUCUGGCCAGAAAGGUCAAGUGAGUUUCUACCACUCAUCUGGCCAGAAAGGUCAAAAGAGUUUCUACCACUCAUCUGGCCAGAAAGGUCAAAAGAGUUUCUACCACUCAUCUGACCAGAAAGGUCAAGUGAGUUUCUACCACUCAUCUGGCCAGAAAGGUCAAGUGAGUUUCUACCACUCAUCUGACCAGAAAGGGCAAGUGAGUUUCUACCACUCAUCUGACCAGAAAGGUCAAGUGAGUUUCUACCACUCAUCUGGCCAGAAAGGGCAAGUGAGUUUCUACCACUCAUCUGGCCAGAAAGGGCAAGUGAGUUUCUACCACUCAUCUGACCAGAAAGGUCAAGUGAGUUUCUACCACUCAUCUGGCCAGAAAGGUCAAAAGAGUUUCUACCACUCAUCUGACCAGAAAGGUCAAGUGAGUUUCUACCACUCAUCUGGCCAGAAAGGUCAAAUGAGUUUCUACCAUUCAUCUGACCAGAAAGGUCAAGUGGGUUUCUACCACUCAUCUGACCAGAAAGGUCAAAUGAGUUUCUACCAUUCAUUUGACCAGAAAGGUCAAGUGGGUUUCUACCACUCAUCUGACCAGAAAGGUCAAAUGAGUUUCUACCAUUCAUCUGACCAGAAAGGUCAAGUGGGUUUCUACCACUCAUCUGGCCAGAAAGGGCAAGUGAGUUUCUACCAUUCUUCUGACCAGAAAGGCCAAGUGAGUUUCUACCAUUCAUCUGGCCAGAAAGGUCAAGUGAGUUACUACCACUCAUCUGACCAGAAAGGUCAAAAGAGUUUCUACCACUGCCUGGCCAGAAAGGUCAAAAGAGUUUCUACCACUGCCUGGCCAGAAAGGUCAAGUGAGUUUCUACCACUCAUCUGGCCAGAUAGGCCAAGUGAGUUUCUACCACUCAUCUGACCAGAAAGGUCAAGUGAGUUUCUACCAUUCAUCUGGCCAGAAAGGCCAAGUGAGUUUCUACCAUUCAUCUGGCCAGAAAGGGCAAGCGAGUUUCUACCAUUCAUCUGGCCAGAAAGGCCAAGCGAGUUU
Messenger RNA from Haliotis rubra (blacklip abalone), 1308 nucleotides. RefSeq names its product repetin-like. The annotation marks the transcript as partial. The transcript is spliced from 2 exons. The record is from RefSeq and is a predicted model, not a curated record. Lineage: Eukaryota; Metazoa; Mollusca; Gastropoda; Lepetellida; Haliotidae.